AGCAAAUGAAACGGGCGCGCAGAUAGUUGUGGAAUAGGUGUCGGAAACAGUGAAAAUAAAUACCGUUAAGCAAACAAAAACACGCACGAAAUACGCCAAUUUGUAUUAUUUUUGGUCGUAAUUAUAUUUAGUACAAAAGUGAAUUGUGUCAGUGGCUCGUGUAAUUUUCUAAUCGUUCUUAUUAUUGUUUUGAGUAUUGUGGGGAGUGCGAAGUUAAAUACACUCACCCACACAUUGGUAUUUAGUACUAUUAUUACAUACCCUUUCGACUACGAACGCCAGCAAAGAGGCAGCAAAAGCAAACAGCCAAUCAGGAAUCAGUGUAGAGAGCGAGAGUGUGCAACACAAGAUGUCAAACAAUUUGCAAACGGCCACACUCGAGGAAAUUCGACAGGCGGCUUCUCGCAUCUGCCGCGACUAUCUAACCGGAAGGUGGAAGGUGGCCACCCCGGAGCAGCUUGUGGUGAAGCGUAUCAGUGGCGGCCUCUCAAAUUUCCUAUAUUACGUAAGUCUGCCCGACUUGGAUGACUUUGAUGAACAGCAACUAUUGGAGGUGGAGCAACACCAGCUGCAGCAGCCGCAACCAAAUGUCAACAUUGGCAGACAUGUUAUAGCUGCCUCGACAUUCGCUAAGAAUAGCAACAGCUACAGCAGCACCAACAACAACAACAACAACAACAACGAGUCGCCCAAGUUGGCUAAUGAAUUGGCCCAAACGGUUGUCGGGGGCGUCGUUGCUGCUGGCGCCGCAGACGAUGAUGAUGAUGUGGCGCUGAGCGCCAAACAGGCAAACAAACGGCGACGCUUCGAUAGCGACAGCGGUGACUCAAGUCUGCUGAGGCGCCUGCACGCUCCCCCCAAGCAGGAACCGCGUGAGGUUCUCUUGCGCAUCUAUGGCCAGACACAUGGAGAUCACGCAUUGGAGAGCAUGAUUACCGAAUCCGUUGUCUUCGCCUUGCUCAGUGAGCGCAACUUUGGACCAAAGCUACACGGCAUCUUUCCCGGUGGACGCAUUGAGCAAUAUAUUUCGGCACGUUCCUUGGCCACAACAGAGAUGGGCGAUGCACGCAUCUCCAUGAAGAUCGCCGAGAAAAUGGGUGAAAUCCAUAGCCUGAAUAUACCGUUGUCCAAGAAACCGGACUGGAUAUGGAACUGCAUGGAUCGUUGGCUGGCCAGCUUGGAGAGCAUUGUGAAGGGCAAGAUUGAAUCGAGGCCCAGUUCGGCGGUGCUGCAAAAGCAGCGUGAACUAAUGCGCACCAUUGACUAUGUGCAGGAGAUGGCCUGGCUAAGAUCGUUGUUCGAUUCGGGUGACUAUCCGGUCGUCUUCUGCCACAACGAUCUGCAGGAAGGCAACAUCCUGUUGAGGCAAUCGAACAGUGGACAAGAACGUACACCCAGGGAAUCGAUAAGUAUAUUGAGAUCCAACUUUGAUGAGACACUGGGCGACAGCCUGGAUGGCAACAGCAACUUGGAUACGGAUGACAAUAAAUCGCACAGCGCCUCACCCUGUCCGGAAUUGGAUACCACAGAUGACUCCGCACUGGACUCGAGCUUUAUGUCCGAUCAUGAGCCGGAUCUCAUUAUCAUUGACUUUGAGUACUGCGCUUAUAACUAUCGCGGUUUCGAUCUGGCCAAUCACUUCAUCGAAUGGACCUUCGACUAUACCAAUCCGCAAUUCCCCUAUUUCCAUCAUUACAAAGAGCAAUAUGCCACGGUCCAGCAGCGACGCGACUUCAUAGUCAAUUAUCUGAAGAAAUAUCACGAUGAUGAGCUCUUCGAACCCACUAUGCAGGAACUCGAUACGGUCGAUGCAGAGAUUCAGGUCUUCACCAUGCUCUCGCAUCUGUUCUGGAGUCUGUGGUCGGUGGUCAAUGUUACCUCAGCCAUUGAAUUUGGUUAUUGGGAAUAUGGCAUUGCGCGAAUUCUGGAAUAUCAGCAGUUGAAGUCUGCCUAUUUGGCAAAAUGAGUUUUGGCUUUUGAGGAUCAAAUUUUUGAUGGUGACUACUGCAAUCAUCAAACCGCACUUAAUCGAAUCGAGAAGCGUACUUAAGUGGCCUUAACCUUAAAAAAAAAAGAAAAUGAAAACCGGAAUCCAAUUUUAGCCAGGAAUCGUAUUCGUAUUAGUUAUUGUAUUAGUUAUUGCAGUUUGGCAACUAGUUGAGAACAACACUACUUCAUGGACCAGAUGUGCUAUAGCUAUGGAGGAUGAGAUCUUUUAUUUGAGAUGAAUAUACUAAAUGAAUAUGAUAUGACAUGAGAUGAUAUGGAUAGCUUGUGCUAUACAUGCACCCAUAUAUAAUAUUCUGAUAUUGCUGAGAAGAAAAGUCAAAACAAAUUAUUUGCAGCUGUGAUUAUUGCAUGAGUUAGGCAGUCGACAAUUUUACCUAUUAACGAUUGUUGUUGCUUUUGGUAAAAAGGGGUUUGGGGCGGGGAUAAACUACGCCCACACCCACACCCACACACUACAAACUGUAUCCAAGUAUUUAGGCAGCAUCUACUAUACAUCACUACUACUAAUAACAAGCACACACUAACUAACUUACUUAGCUCUUCAAUUUCAUGCAUUUGCACCCACACACAGCACACACACACACACGCCAUACCAAUUUGUUCGAAUUUAUUACUUGUUCGAAUUUGUUAUCCUUUUGCUUUCACUUUCGGAUUCUAGUAUUAUUUUCAAACCAUGUACACGCAUUAGAUUAAAUUGCUUAGUUCGAAAAUCAAUGAUUUAUUUAAAAGUCGAGCAAGAAGCAGCAACAAUCAACAAUGAAUUGUUUUUCUUUAUGUACCUACCGUAUUCCUUAAAUAAAUGUAGUUAAUUAUAUAUAUAUAUAUGUAUACUCGUAUGUAAUUAGUACUUAGCGUUUUUGCCUCUAAUUUUUAAUGCAAUCAAUAAAUCAACAAUUUAGUUACAAUUUAAAA
Messenger RNA from Drosophila grimshawi, 2922 nucleotides. Its product is annotated as choline/ethanolamine kinase. Lineage: Eukaryota; Metazoa; Arthropoda; Insecta; Diptera; Drosophilidae. Gene Ontology annotation, biological process: CDP-choline pathway; phosphatidylethanolamine biosynthetic process. Gene Ontology annotation, molecular function: choline kinase activity; ethanolamine kinase activity. Gene Ontology annotation, cellular component: cytoplasm. Bases 350 to 1966 code for a protein of 538 amino acids. The transcript has 8 exons. The record is from RefSeq and is a predicted model, not a curated record.